GCCAGGGUCCCUGCCCCAGCUCCGCCAACGCGGGCGGAAGGAGGAUGGAGUCCCUGUCGGAGCCCCACAGAGCCACCUGAGGGCUGGUGUCCUGGUCAGGCUGUGCGGUGGCUGCUGGGGGAGCCAGCAGUGUGGGACGCUGCUCCUGGGGACCUGGAGGACUGCCCCUGAGGAACUGGGACUUGACCGAGCAGAUGUGACUGCCGCCCACUGGCUGGAUGCUCCAGGCAUGGCCGACACCAUCUUUGGCAGCGGGAGUGAUCAGUGGGUCUGCCCCAAUGACCGGCAGCUUGCCUUGCGAGCCAAGCUGCAGACAGGCUGGUCUGUGCACACCUACCAGACAGAGAAGCAGAGGAAGAGCCAGAGCCUCAGCCCGGCCGAGGUGGAGGCCAUCCUGCAGGUCAUCCAGAGGGCUGAGCAGCUUGAUGUCCUGGAGCAGCAGAGGAUCGGGCGGCUGGUGGAGCGGCUGGACACCAUGAGGCGCAACGUGAUGGGGAAUGGCCUCUCCCAAUGUCUGCUCUGUGGGGAGGUGCCAGGCUUCCUGGGCAGCUCGUCAGUGUUCUGUAAGGACUGCAGGAAGAAAGUCUGCACCAAAUGUGGGAUCGAGGCCUGCCCUGGCCAGAAGCGGCCCCUGUGGCUGUGUAAGAUCUGCAGUGAGCAGAGAGAGGUCUGGAAGAGGUCAGGGGCCUGGUUCUACAAAGGGCUGCCCAAGUACAUCCUGCCCCUGAAGACCCCCGGCCGGGCCGAUGACCCCCACUUGCGACCUUUGCCUGUGGAGCCGGCAGAGCAAGAGCCCAGAAGCACGGAGACCAGUCGAGUCUACACGUGGGCCCGUGGGAGAGUGGUUUCCAGUGACAGUGACAGCGACUCGGACCUCAGCUCCUCCAGCCUGGAAGACAGACUCCCGCCCACCGGGGACAGAGACCUGAAAGGCGACAAGUUCUGCAGGGAGUCAGGUGGCAGCAUGGGGUCCCCCAAGAUGGAGCUGGCCCGCCCACCCAGCCACCUCUCGGGAAGCCAGAGCAGCCUGGCCAGCGAGACUGGGACCGGCUCUGCGGACCCACAGGGGGCACCCCGCCCUGGCCCGACCCAAAGGGCCCCAGCAAAAGGCACACCUGGACGAGCCCCCGCUGUUGAUGUGGCCUCCAGUGACCCCCUCUGCCUGCCCUGGGCAGAGGCCUGUCUGGUGCGUGGAGUGGGCUUUGCAGGUGGAAGAGGUUGACAGAGAAAGAGCACGCUCGCCGGAGCCACGCCCCCCGGCCCCUUCAGGCCAGUCCAGGAGGCCUCACACCCAAGCCUGUGGGACGUGACCCCUGAGUCAACAAACCAGUGGGCCAAGUCCGCAGCCCCCCACUCAGUGCCUUUUCCAGGAGCCCUCCUCACUGCCCACCCGGCCAUUCCACUCAGCCGUAACCUUUAUUUAUUGUCCUCCCCGACCCCUCCUCAGUCUCCCCACCCCCCGUGUGUAUUUCAAGUUGACCCUGGUCUUGGUUUGGGCUGGAAGGGCCUUCAGACCCACCGGGCGGGGCCCCCACAUGCACUGCGGUUUCAGAGGGCACCACACGGGCUUUCUCCACGUUUGUAUUAAAAUAGAAGAAGAAGCCCAGUCCCGAGCAUUACCCUUCAAAGCUGAGCUGGGCCCCUGGAGAGAGCAGUAGAGCCCAGAGCAGGUGGGAGGAGACUCACCCCCCUUUCCGUCCGCCUUAGAGCUGGGGGGCCUGCAGCAGCACGCUGCCCUGCCCUCCUCCCCUCACUCGGCGGCCCAGGGCUUUCUUCCAGCCCCUCCCUCCGCCUCCCUGCUUCUCUCCGCCUCUCCCCUGCCUGUGGAGCUGAGCAGGGCUCUGUUGAAGUCUGAAUUCACUCACUGAAGAGCAGCGGGCCCAGGCCCCAGCUGGGGCCCGAGGGCUCCCCUACGCCAUUAAUUCACUUCUCUUCAUUAGGUUGUUUGGCAUGAAAAAUACUCAGUGCAAAACACAAAUGCUUCUGCAGCACCCUUCCCUGAAGAGAGAGUAAAUGUGUGUUUGUGUGUGUGUUGCCUGUACCCACCCAACCUUCCUCUCCGCCCCCAGGACCCCCCCACACCCAGCCCUCCAGGCCCUGGGGCCCCCACUGUUGGCUUUUGCACCAUUGCUACGGGCCGAUGGUUAAAAAAAAAAACCUCACUGCUUCCCAGUGACUAGUUAGCCUCAGAAUGAAAAUAAAGAUGAGGAUUUGUGUGGA
Messenger RNA from Artibeus jamaicensis (Jamaican fruit-eating bat), 2220 nucleotides. RefSeq names its product rabphilin 3A like (without C2 domains) (gene RPH3AL). Gene Ontology annotation, biological process: intracellular protein transport. NCBI's taxonomy places the organism in Eukaryota, Metazoa, Chordata, Mammalia, Chiroptera, Phyllostomidae. Gene Ontology annotation, molecular function: small GTPase binding. The record is from RefSeq and is a predicted model, not a curated record.